GGGAGGGCGGACCGCGGAACUUGCGGAGGAGGAGCCCGCAGGUAGGGUGGCGGAGGAGGGCCGGCUUCUUCGCGGAGCGGGGCUGGGUACUGUGACGCUGCGCGCCCGGCGGGCGCAGAAAGAGCGCACGACCCCGAGUCAGACUGGAAUACUGAGUUUGAAGCCGCCACCAUGGGCGCCUGUUUGGGGGUCUGUUCCCUGCUCAGCUGUGCAUCCUGUCUCUGUGGCUCAGCCUCCUGCAUCUUGUGUGGCUGCUGCCCUUCCACCCGCAAUUCCACCAUCAGUCGGCUUGCCUUCACCUUCUUACUGUUCCUAGGAGUCCUGGUGGCUGUCAUCAUGCUCAGCCCUGCAGUGGAGAGCCAACUAUACAAGCUGCCCUGGGUGUGUGAGGGGGGCUCGUCUACCUUGGGCAUCGAGGGCCACGUGGACUGUGGAUCCCUGCUGGGCCAUCGCGCUGCCUACCGCAUGUGCUUUGCGCUGGCUGCGUUCUUCUUUCUCUUCACCCUGCUGAUGAUCUGCGUGAAGACCAGCAAAGACCCCCGAGCUGCCAUCCAGAAUGGGUUUUGGUUUUUUAAAUUCCUGGUUCUUCUGGGCAUCACUGUGGGUGCCUUCUAUAUCCCGGAUGGCUCCUUCACCAAUGUCUGGUUCUACUUUGGGGUGGUUGGCUCCUUUUUCUUCAUCCUCAUCCAGCUCAUUUUGCUGAUCGACUUUGCACACUGUUGGAACCAGAGCUGGCUGUGGAAGGCCGAAGAGCGAGACUCCCGGUGCUGGUAUGCAGGCCUCUUCUUCUUCACCUUCCUCUUCUAUGGAGUCGCCAUUGCUGCUGUAGCCCUCAUGUAUACCUACUAUACCCAGUCGGGAUCCUGUUACGAAGGCAAGGUCUUCAUCAGCCUCAACCUCGUCUUCUGUGUCUGUGUCUCCAUCGUGGCUGUUCUCCCCAAGGUCCAGGAAGCCCAGCCAAACUCAGGCCUGCUCCAGGCCUCUGUCAUCAGUGCCUACACCAUGUUUAUCACCUGGUUAGCUCUGAGCAACAUCCCUGACCAGAAAUGCAACCCUCACCUUCCAGUAAUCACCAACACAACCAGCUUGGAUACUUCUGAUGUCUACACUACACAGUGGUGGGAUGCGCCCAGCAUCGUUGGCCUAAUCGUCUUCAUCCUCUGCACCAUCUUCAUCAGUGUUCGCUCUUCUGACAACAAGCAGGUGAACAACCUGAUGCAGACAGAGGAGAACCCACCAAUGCUGGAUGGCCAGGAGCAGGUGGCUAAGGGCCGGGCCUAUGACAAUGAGCAGGAUGGAGUCUCCUACAGCUACUCCUUCUUCCACUUCUGCCUCUUCCUCGCCUCCCUCUACAUCAUGAUGACACUCACCAACUGGUACAAACCAGAUGAUAUCACCAGGAAGAUGGUCAGCACCUGGACUGCAGUCUGGGUGAAGAUCUGUGCCACCUGGGCAGGGCUGCUCCUCUACCUAUGGACCCUGGUUGCCCCACUUCUCCUGCCCAACCGAGACUUCAGUUGAGACCGGUUCAGGUCCCCAGUGCCACUACUGCCUGACCAAAGAUGCCUUAUUGCCAAGGGACAGAUGACAUCAGUCCCUAUUCGAGUCUGGCUCCCCCAAUCCUCCCCUGCCCCUCACCUCCUCUAGACAUUCUGUGAUGGAACUGCUCCUCCUCCCCUUCUCCCCACUCUUCUCUAAAGCCAGUGUGGAAGGACGGAGGCAGAGAAAGCAUCCUGAAGGCCGGAUGACUUCUAGGUACCCUUUCAUCUGUAACCCUCUGUGAGUGAGCCUGUCAGCAUCCCUAUCUGUGGUCGAGGUUGGAACUCGGCUCCUUUCUUCCCGGUGCCUUUGGGGCUUGGAUGGAACUUGGAGGGACCAGAGUGUGGGUUAUGGGGCCAUGCUACUGCUGUGGAGCCACACACAACUGCUCCUCCUGUCACCCCCUGCUUUCUCCUUCUCCUCUCAACCCCCCAAACCUCUAACUCCCCCAGACAACCUCAAUUAUGUAACUUUCAACUCUCCUCCAGCAUGGGUGUCCUCCCUCAGAGUGGGGACAGGACAGGACAAGCUUGUGUCUUCAUUGCCCAGCAGGGAGGUUCAUGGAGGCCACCGUGAUGGGAGGAGAGGUUCCCAGCACUGGGCCAGGAAUGUUCUCCACCCCACGUUCCUCUCUCCUUCUUCUCCAUUCCUGGGCUCUGCUUCUUUUAGAAACCCUUCCGUUUAAAAAUUUUUAAAAACGACACAAUAAUAAACAUCCAGUGGGUUUGCCUUUCCAAGCUCACUGCCUCUGCCCGUCUCCUUGGACUCCUGGGCUUGUGCCUUUUGUGCCCAAUGGGGCCAUGUCUAACUGGAUCCCCAGCUCUCUGCCUCACUUCCCAACCAGCCCAAAGGACCUGGAGCUGUCCUCCAUACAGUCCUAUCAAGCCUGCCCCAAUAAAGGGGAAGUAGAGGCCCUCAGCUUCUUGAGGAUAGCUACAACUGAGCUGAGAAUCUGCCCUGCCAAUCAGGAAUUCCUGGUCCUGGAUCAAUCCUUCCAUGCCAACAUUGGCACCUGGGCAGCCUGCUAGAUCUAGCUCAGGGUGCUGGUCUCGGAAAGGGGCAUACUCUGCCUAGAUAUGUCUGUUGUUCUUUCUAGGACUCUUAGGGUGGGAAGCAGAGGGAUCCAACCAAAUAUAGCUUCCCAUUCCCAGCUUAGUCACUCUCCAUCCUCCACAAGAUAGAGAGCCCUGAAUGAGAAAAUAGCAAAAUGCCUUAUGUAGGUAGUCAAGUGCCACUAGGGAGACAAAGAAAGGAACCCCCACUGAUGGGGAACUCUGGGUAUGAUGGGGAAAGUAGGACCCUUUUGAAACAACCCAUAAGGGGAUUCUUGGCUCCCCUGCUAACUCUAUCAAUGGGUCCUCUCCACUUGGGACCUCAGUUCCAUCUUCUUCAGAUGGCCUGAGGAUGGACGUACCCAGACAUUUAAUAACUAGUUCUGUUUAAUUCCAUUGUUACUGUGGCCUUAUAAAAAUCAUCACUGGCUUUCUGUGUGGCCCUGGGCAAGUCACUUCACCAUGGGCCUCAGUUUACUCACCCAUAAAAAGGGAAUAAUACCUCACAGGAUUGUUGUGGUCUUCAAAUGUGAUAUAAUGGAUACGAAGGCCCUCUAUAAACUAAAGUACUGUAUAAACAGGAAUUAUUUUAAACAUGAUGAAUGAGGGCACUUGCCUUAGGGUCCUGUGCAAGACACUGGGGCCAAUAUACAUUAUCAGCCCUUAACGAUUUUAUGAUCCAAUUGAGACAAAGCUUACCAUAUACUGUGUGUAUUCAAUUAAACAUUUAUUAAGUACCUCCCUCAAGAAGCUUGCAUUCCACUGAGGGGAAACAUUAUGUGUACCAGAGAAGUAAAUACAAUGUAAUUUCAAUUGGGAUUGGGUUCUGACCACUGGGGAGUGGGCGAAGCAUCAGACAGGUCCUGGCAUAGGAGAUGGCUGCCGAGCUGUGCGUGAGAAUAUCCAGUGAGAGAGGUGGGCAGACAGAUGGCUUGUGUGGCAGGGGCAGGAGGGAGGCAGGGUCAUGUAUUGGAAAUCAUGCUGGGUUUAGAGUCUAUAAACAGGCUUGAAUCUUGGCUCUGCUACUUCCUGUGGAAUCAUGCAUGAGUCUCUCUUUGGACAUCGGACUUAUUGAUUCUACAUUUGACCCUGCUGGCACCCUCUUGUGCCUGGAUUUUCAGAGCACUGCUUUCUCCUGGUUCUCACCAAGUUCUUUCAACACUCUGAGCUGGAGUCAUCACCUCUAAAAUGAAACAGUUGUGAUAGAGAGAUGGCCAUAAUAAGUAUUUGCUUUUUUUCAUUCAUUCCUUCACAGGUCCAUUUGAGCUCUAAUGCUAUGAUCCUAUAAAUCACCUCCCAACUAUUGGCUGUUGGCUAUUGCUCAUUCUCCUUUGCUUCCCCCCAGGGGUGGGUUCAGUCAUAGAUGCUUUUCCUUCUCUCAGUGAUCUUAUCAGUUCCUGUGGAUUCACCUAUCAUUUCAAGAUUAGAUGAUUCCCAGACCUCUAUAUCCAGCCCUUGUCUUCUAAGAUCCAGCCCAACAUCACCAACUGCCCAUUGGACAUUUCCCAGUGGAGCUUGUAUGGAUGUCACAAACCACUCACUACUUUUCCCCUAAAAUCCUGCCCUUGUCCAAAUUGCUCAUCUUUGUAGAAGUUUCCACUGUCCUUCCAAUCCCAACUAACGACCUGCCCUUGAGUUCCCUCUCCCUUACCCCAUGUGUGCAAAUAUUUGCCAAUUCUUGCUGAUCCCAUUUCCAUAAAACCUCCCACCCAAGUCACGACCUUAGUGUCCAAGCCCUUAUCCCGGGCUAUUCCCUCAUCUUCCUGAUUGGUUUUCUUACCUCUAGAGUUUCCAUCCUCUUUUCAGCUGCCAAAGUGAUAUCCCUAAAGUCACAGGUAGGACCAUGUUACUCCUCUGCUCAAGAAGUUCCAGUGGCUCCCAGUUCUUUCUAAGCCUGAAUACAAACUUUUCUGCCACACAGAGCCCUUCAGAGUCAGGCUUCUGUACUUAUUACAGGUUGCUCUUCACGUAUACUCUGCUGCAGCCAAACUGGCCUCUUAGCUGUUCCUUAGACAUGAAGUUACAUUUAUCAUCUCUGUGCCGUUGUAAAGGUGAUCUUCCAUAGCUGGAAUAGAUGCCCUCCUCACCUGCACCUGGCAGGAUCCCUUACUUCCUUCAAAGCUCAGCUCAAAUACCCCCUCCUUCAGGGGGGCAGUCUACCCUCAUCCUGCCAGUUACUGUAGUUCCUCCAUCUCCGUCAUUAAUUUUUAAUUUACUUAGUAUUCUUUUUUGUAUUUAUGUAUCUGUUCAUAUUGUUUCUUCCAUAAGAUUGGAAGCUCACUGAGGGCAGGUACUGGUGGCUGUUUUUUUUUUAACCUCAGAGCAUAGCACAGCGCCUGGCAUUUAGUAAACACCUAAUAAAUGCUUGUUGAAUGAAUAAAUGCAAGUCACUUAACCUCUC
This is a messenger RNA of Trichosurus vulpecula (common brushtail), 4992 nucleotides long. It is a transcript of the gene SERINC2, whose product is annotated as serine incorporator 2. NCBI's taxonomy places the organism in Eukaryota, Metazoa, Chordata, Mammalia, Diprotodontia, Phalangeridae. The transcript is spliced from 10 exons. Gene Ontology annotation, cellular component: membrane. The record is from RefSeq and is a predicted model, not a curated record. The coding region runs from base 172 to 1521 and encodes 449 amino acids.